Macrosteles quadrilineatus (aster leafhopper) is the source of this 2134-nucleotide messenger RNA. RefSeq lists its product as uncharacterized. The coding region runs from base 263 to 1237 and encodes 324 amino acids. Lineage: Eukaryota; Metazoa; Arthropoda; Insecta; Hemiptera; Cicadellidae. The record is from RefSeq and is a predicted model, not a curated record. The transcript is spliced from 3 exons.
UAAGUAUAGUUGUGCAGUUAAAUAGAUCAGGGGUAAUAGUACUUGUUGUAAUAUGUAGUUCUACUUCAUCAAAUCCAUUUCAAUGCAUCAAGCAAAAGAGCUGUAACCCCAUGAAUAGCCUAGGCUAGUCUAAUAAUAUUUUAAGACAUUUUUAUUUUAUGAUAUUAAAAACAUUAGGCUACACUAAGCUAAUGAAAUCUUCCCAUAAACUUAGCCUACUCGGCUUUAAUUUUUGCUUCGAUUUUGACUGCCCUACCCGUCAAUGAGGGGUAAUCUAAUUGAAGGAAGCAUUGAUAAAUUAGAAGCAAAUUUGACUAGAAAAUUAAACUUGUUGUUUAAUCAGAGUAUCAAAACCAAUGUUGGAAUCAAGAAGCUUUUGUCUCUAAAUUAUGUUAAGGAAAAUUCUGAAAACAAGGCAGACAUCUUGGAUAUUGAUAACAGUUUAAGCAUAACCAACGAAAGUGAACCUGUUGCAACAAACACAAGUGAAUCAAACCAACAAAAAUCCCCAUUGGUUGAGAGGAUAGCUAACGAAAUACAAGAGGCAGCUGAGGGUGUUCAAAUUGAAUCCGAAGUGUUCACAGCAGAAAAAAGGUGCAGUCGCAGUCAGGCCAAAAAAAGGUUAUCGUCUGUGGAGAGAAGGAGAAAAGAAAAGGAAGUAGUUGAUGUAAAUGAAGAAGAAGACGUGAGCCCAAGCGCAAAUGACGACGAUAAGAACAAAGAUGGUGGCCAUGUUUCUAAUGCUCAACGAAGUGUAGCGUCAAGUGAAAAUAAGCCUCUUAAGACUUACUCAAGUGUUGUAAAUAAUCUCCCAACUCAAAGAAACCGUAUUUCCUCACGGAAUAUAAAUACAGUAGUCCCAAAUCAAGUGAAAAAUAGGAGGAGUGUCAUUAUCGGCUCCGGUAUAGUAGAGAACAACCUGAAAUCAGCGUGCAGAAGAUCUCAACUAUUUGUCUCUCGUGUGUCCCCUAAUACAUCGUGUGAAGACUUACUAGCCUACUUGUCACGUAAAGGCAUAGCUGACAGAGAGUGUUUGGAAUUGAAAUCAAGGUUUUUAACAUACAAAUCAUUUAAAGUGAGUGUUCCAGAGGAGUUUGAAAACGAAGUGCUCGAGCCUAAAUUUUGGCCUGCUGGUGUGUUGGUGAGAGAAUUCUUGCCAAGUAAAGGACCCCGGAGCCAAAAAAGCCAAAAUAGAUCUUUUUUAGGCCGAACCAUAUACAAGACACUGCAAACAUAGACCCAUCCAUUGUCGUUGGUGAUUUUAGGCUUGGUAGUAAACUUAGUGUGCCUGAAGAAACAGUUACAAGCCUAACGGAAGUGAAAAUUGUAUCACUCAACGUUCAAUGUCUUAGAAAUAAAUGUGACCUCAUAUCUGUCUUUAUUGAUGAGGUAAGUUGCGAUUUUCUGUGUAUUGCUGAACAUUGGUUAGAGGACAGUGAACAUGAUUUUUAUAGGACUAUGAAUAACCUAACACUUGUAAAUAUCUACUGCCGUAAAACUCAUAAAAAUGGUGGCACUGCUAUCUAUGCAUCUAACAUUUUCAGGCCUAACUGUAAACCAAUAGACUUAAGUGAUUUUUGUGAAGAACUUGUUUUUGAAGCCACGGCUAUAGAAAUAUUAAGUACUAAGACAAUAUUGUUGUCAGUCUACAGAUCUCCUGCCAGUGACUUUAAAGUUUUCCUUUCCCAACUUGAACUGUGUCUCGAUCACAUAUCUAAAUCUGACAAAAACAGCAUAGUUAUCUGUGGCGACUUUAAUGUGCACUUAGAGAAACCCUCACCCGAGGAGUUUGCCUUUGUGAACCUUCUUCGCAGCUUUGGACUUUACAUUCCCACGAGGCUUCCAACACGAGGGGAGGCUUGUCUGGAUGCUGUAGCAACCAAUUACAACUCUUGGGACAUUGAGGCGGAGGUGGUAAGGCCUCAUAUUGCUGACCACGACGGUGCGGUGGUACUCACAGUCAAGACUACUAAGACAGACCCCCUGGAUUCGGUUAAGGAUCUCACCCAAACACACAACUUUAACUGCUGGACGAAGAGGGAAAGACCUAGAGGAUCUCCGUGGAGAAGCUACUGUCCUACUGGAAGAAGCGAAGAGCUGGUUUGCCGUCAAUAGGCUCAAGGUGAAUGAGGAC